Messenger RNA from Plodia interpunctella (Indianmeal moth), 2404 nucleotides. Its product is annotated as beta-1,3-galactosyltransferase 5-like. The transcript has a single exon. NCBI's taxonomy places the organism in Eukaryota, Metazoa, Arthropoda, Insecta, Lepidoptera, Pyralidae. The record is from RefSeq and is a predicted model, not a curated record. Gene Ontology annotation, cellular component: Golgi membrane. Bases 220 to 1329 code for a protein of 369 amino acids. Gene Ontology annotation, molecular function: hexosyltransferase activity.
CAAAUUGAGCUAAAACAUUGAUUGUAUUCAUAGGGCUAUUAAGUAAGUAUACGACAUUAAUUAGUUGAUUCAUAAAAUUUUCAAUUAUGCAUCAAUGUUGUUAUUUAAUAAUACUGUGGGUUUGGUUUGUAUUAUUUAUGUUGGAAACCUCGAAACGGAUUUGUGGCCAAAAUGAAAAAUAUAUCUUGAAGUAAAAUUCGCGAAACUUUCAUAUGUCUAAUGGGGGUUUUGCAGAGUCUUUAUGUUAUAGCGAUACCGAUUAUUAUAGUUCUGCUGCUAUUUCUAUUGCCUCUACCUUCUACAAGGCAACAUUAUUACGAAGCAACAACUCAAGCGGCUUUAGCUCAAAUUCCUGUGAAGUUUCUUAAAGUGACUAGGAAUGACUCGGAAUCAGUUAAGUUUCUGAAUGUGACGGCGAACUCUGAACCAGUUUUAUUUCGAGAGUUAUAUACGUCCGGACAUGACAACCCUCACCCAGAACUGUGUCCGUAUUUAGGCAUGAACCUACGUUUGAUGAUACUAAUAACAUCAGAUCCGUCGCAUUUCAAAGAAAGGAUCGCGAUCCGAAUGACCUGGAGACACUACGCGGCUCGCGCAGAUGUUUCUUCUGGAUUUUUCCUCGGCUAUCCCCCGAGCAACCUUAAAUCUGACAUCGAAGCUGAAGACAAGUUGUACAAGGACAUCAUAUUUGGCAGAUUCGUCGAUUCUUACUCCAAUUUGACGUUGAAAACUGUAUCUAUGCUAGAAUGGGUGGAUACUUACUGCUAUCUGGUUCCUAAGAUGUUGAAAACUGAUGAUGAUGUUUUCGUCAAUGUUCCAAACUUGCUGCAUUUUUCUGAUGCUCAGUUGAACGCUACGAGGACCAUAUGGGGAGUGGACAGGAAUAAUCGUAAAGUGGAGAGGAAAUAUAAACAUUUCGUUCCGCGAUCUCAGUAUCCAGGAGAUGUGUUCCCCAAAUUUGUAGUGGGGCCAGCGUACUUGAUCACGAGUGACUGUAUAAAAGACAUAUUAGUGGCAGCUCCGAACAAGACAUACCUUCGUCUUGAAGACGUGUUUGUCACGGGUGUCCUUAGAAAAGAAUUAGGGAUAAAACGGCAGAUUGUAGAAGAGUUCGGACAUUAUAAAGGGGAUAUUUUCAAGCCAUGUUUAGCUAAGAGGAAGAUAGCCAUUCAUUCUGUUGCGUAUCUUGAGCAGUUUCAUUAUUGGCAGACUAUUCAUACAGGGAAAGUGAAGUGUUUGAGUUGGCGGGGAGAAACAUUCCCUGAUGUUACUGAUACAGCAUCUGUGGCAUUAUACAGAAGGUCUACUACGAAACAUACAAACACCUAGUACAUUAAUAACGUCCCGCAGUAUCUUUUGCCCAUAUCGUGUAUCUACGCGUCGUGUAAAAAAGAGACUGUGUGGACACAAUGAAGUUUUGAUGUUUUAUAUCUCAUGGUAGUGGUAUGUGCCAUGGCAUGGUAUGGUCCAGGACUUUCAGCGAGUAGAUCUACAGGGUAAAUGCAGUCAAAUCUAUUAUGUGCCCGUAAACUGCCGGCUUUGUAUAGGCAUAGGUAUGCGAUCUAGACCAUCUCAAUGCAUUUAGUAUCACCAAUAUUUAUUUUUAUUUUUUCUUAUAAGUAAGUACCUAAAUGUUAAUUCAUUCGUUUGCGAAUAAGCACCAAGUGAGGGUGUAGCAAUUUAAAAUUAAAAUUAAUGUAUAUUUUUUUUAUUACAAAACUAAAACUGUCAGAUUACGUAAGUAUAUAUUUGUAUUGUUACGUAUAUGUUACAAAGAUAUGAAAAAAAUAUAUUUACAUGCGGUACAUAAAAUACAAAUUAGGUAUGUCAGAUCUCGUCAAAUAUAAUUAAGGUCAUAUCUAAAAUAAAAAGGUCUAUUUUAAACAUAUCUACUAGGGCUAUUGAGAUAAUUCACAAAGUUUUGUCAUUUAAAUCUCCCUUCCUCGACAACUGGACAGCAAAAAUCAUUUCUACCAUAUUCUGUUGAGUGAUAGAAGUAACAUUACAACAGUAAAUUAUCAGUUUAUACUUAUGGAAAUAGAAGUAGUUAAUAUUGUAUAAUCUGUAUUAAAUCGCUUAUUUUUCUUAGCGUGUCGACUUUUACUAUUUAUGUAACUCCUUCUAGACUCUGCUUCUCAUUCUGAUUCUCGCAUAUUCCCGAUUGCAGUCGAGGUUGUGACGCUGCGGAGCCUAGAGUCUCAUGUUGAUGUUAGAAUGCUUAAAUUUUGACAAUGCAAUUAACCACCUUACAUAUUUGUUUUACAUUUGCACGAUGAAAGUUGCUGUACCAGAAUGCAAUAGAUGCUUUAUCAGAAGCGGCAUAUUGGUCCUCAUAACAACCGCCAAGUCGACUAUGCCUGAUCUAUAAAGAUCAGCUCAAACACUUCAUUUUCCCUGUAUGAAG